UUUUGUAUAUGCAACGAAAAGUUAUGUAAAUAAGUAUAAAACAGUCUUAAGAAAAAUUGAUAAACUGAACACUAAUCAUUGUUUAUAAGAAAUGGAAGGCAAAUGUGAAAAAAGUGAAGUCUCUAAACCAAAUCCUUGGCCGUACAUGAAUAUAAGUUCAAUGACAUUAUCAUUUUUUACCAAAUUGGCAACUGCUGGUAUUAUUUGGGGAUGUGGAUAUCUAAAUCUUAGUAUAGCAUGGUUGAUUGCACCCAUAGCUUUAGCAGCAUGGAAGUCAGAACGCCGAAAAGACAAUGAAUUAAAAGCAUUUACUGCACAAGCUAGCAUAAUGGCCAAAGAAAAAGAAUUAAUAAUGAGUCGACUAGAUGAAUUGCCUUCUUGGGUUUAUUUUCCUGACUUUGAUAGAGCUGAAUGGUUAAAUAAAGUUCUAUAUAAAGUUUGGCCAAAUAUAAAUCAUUUUGCUCGUGAAUUAUGCAAACAAAGUAUAGAACCUGCUAUUGUUGAGAAAUUAGCAGAGUAUAAAAUAAAAGGAUUUCAGUUUGAAAGAUUGAUUUUGGGUCGAAUUCCUUUAAAAAUUUAUGGUAUCAAAGCAUAUGAUAAAAAUACUUCCAGAAAUGAAGUUAUACUAGAUGCUGAUGUUAUGUAUGCUGGCGAUUGUGACAUCACCUUUUCUGUUGGAAAUAUCAAAGGUGGUAUUAAGGACUUUCAGAUUCGAGGAAUGAUGAGGAUAGUUAUGAAACCACUUUUACCAGCUAUACCUAUAGUUGGGGGUGUUCAAGCAUUUUUCUUAAAUCCUCCAGCUAUUAAUUUUAAUUUAGUAGGAGUAGCAGAUGUCCUGGAUUUACCUGGAUUUAACGACAUUCUAAGAAAAACAAUUGUAGAACAAAUAGCAGCUUUUGUGGUCUUGCCAAAUAAAAUUGUUAUACCUUUAAGCGAAGCAGUGCCUGUUGAAACAUUGAAAAUGCCUGAGCCUGAGGGUGUUUUAAGAAUUCACGUAGUCGAAGCAAAGCAUCUUAUGAAAAAAGAUAUUGGAGUAUUGGGUAAGGGCAAGUCUGAUCCAUAUGCGAUUAUAAAUGUUGGAGCACAAGAGUUUAGAACAAAAACUAUAGACAACACUGUGAACCCAAAAUGGGACUUUUGGUGUGAGUGUGCCGUGACAUCGGCCAUCGCUCAGCAAAUUACUGUGCUGCUGUGGGACUAUGACGACACCAAAGGCGACGAAAGUUUGGGAAGGGCUAGUGUUGAAGUCAGUCGAGUAAAGAAAAAAGGAGAUAUUGAUACGUGGGUUUCAUUGGAACAAGCAAAACAUGGUAUGAUUCAUCUACGAUUGACAUGGCUUCAACUUUCGAAAAAUGUUGUUGACUUGAAAUCUGCUCUGAUUGAAACUCAACAACUUCGAAUAACAUCAAUGAGUACAGCACUUCUCGUUCUUUAUAUUGAUUCAGCAAAAAAUUUGCCAUGUGUUCGUGGAAACAAACAACCUGACGUUUAUCUUGAAGCCAGUGUUGGUGGAAACAUAAAAAGAACAGCUACUAUAUUACGAUCUUGUGAUCCAGUAUGGGAACAAGGUUUUACGUUUUUAGUUAGCAAUCCGGAAACUGGCAUUUUACACAUAAAGAUUACAGAUGACAAGACCACGCUUCUUGUGGGAGAAAUGAAUUAUAACAUUUCUUUGCUUUUGGGGCAGAACAACCUUGAAGUUACGCAGCAACCUUAUGAUCUACAAAUGGGUGAAGCUGAUAGCAAACUAAUAUUGUCUAUGUCCUUAAAUAUUCUGAAGUAUGAACAACCUGAAGCUACUUCAGAAGAGGAUGACGAUGAUCACGACAUUACUCAACUUAAUAAAAAAAUUGAACGCCAAGAAUCAAAUAUUAGCAAUAUACUAUCUUCUAGUCUUCCACCUAGUCCAUUGAGAAGACAGCCUUCAAAGGAGUCAGUUAAUAGUUUGACACGUAGUAAUGGAUCAGAAGCAACAACUGCACCUGAAGAAACAGAUCCACCAAACGAAGAGUUGAUUGUCGUUACAGCUCCAUCCUCUCUUACUGAAAGUCCUCAGUUAAUUCAUAGAAAUCUAAGUGUAACAUCAUCCGCAGGCGGGGCUAAAUUGGGACGAAUACAGUUGUCAUUACGCUACAGUAUACAAAGGCAGAAACUUAUAAUUGUAGUACAUAAAAUAGCUAACUUACCUCUGCCACAAAAUGAUCCACACAAUAUACCAGAUCCGUAUGUAAAGCUCUAUCUUCUGCCAGACCGCCAUAAGGAAACUAAACGUAAAACAGCGGUGAUGAAAGACAACUGUAAUCCAGUCUUUGAUGAACAAUUUGAAUACGUUGUUUCUCAAGGUGAUCUAAACUCCCGUACAUUGGAAUUAUCAGUAUGCACUCAGAAGGGUUGGUUAUCUGCUGGAAGCAAAGUAAUGAGUCAAGUACAUAUAAGUUUGGGUGAACUCGAUGUUACAAAAUCUUUCACGAGCUGGUACGAUUUGCAACCAGAGACUAAAGACUAGAAAAUGAA
This is a messenger RNA of Dufourea novaeangliae, 2514 nucleotides long. RefSeq names its product extended synaptotagmin-2 (gene Esyt2). The record is from RefSeq and is a predicted model, not a curated record. Gene Ontology annotation, biological process: lipid transport. Lineage: Eukaryota; Metazoa; Arthropoda; Insecta; Hymenoptera; Halictidae. Bases 92 to 2506 code for a protein of 804 amino acids. The transcript is spliced from 16 exons. Gene Ontology annotation, molecular function: lipid binding.